Messenger RNA from Saccostrea echinata, 507 nucleotides. RefSeq lists its product as uncharacterized. The transcript has a single exon. The record is from RefSeq and is a predicted model, not a curated record. NCBI's taxonomy places the organism in Eukaryota, Metazoa, Mollusca, Bivalvia, Ostreida, Ostreidae. Bases 1 to 507 code for a protein of 168 amino acids.
AUGCAUUCUGCCAAAUUCACAAAACCCUCUAUGAAAAAGAAGGAAGUUUGGAAGAUAAUUUGUUCUGAAAUGCACAACAGGGGUUUCUCUUUCACAGUGAAUCAAUGUGAACAGAAAUGGAAAAAUCUUACAAAAGCAUAUAGAGAUUGUGUUGAUCACAACUCAAAAUCUGGCAAUGAACGGAAAGAAUGUCCAUUUUAUAAAGAACUAGAAGACUGUUAUGGGUAUAAACCGAAUGUUAAACCUGUAUUCGCUCUAGGAACACGCAAGGAGGAUGAAACCGAUAACGAAGAAUCAAAGGCAGAGUCAACUUCAAGUGACUGUGAUGUGAUCCCCAAAAGAAAGAAGAGUAAGCAGGCAAGUGAAAUAGUAGAAAUCUUGGAUGACAUGAGAAAAGAACACAAGGAGAUGAUGAAGACACUGAAGGAACAACAUCAGAAGAAAAUGGAAAAUGAAGAUAAAAAACUUGAAAUAAUGGCUCAGUUGGUUGAAGCCAUGAAAAAAUAG